Molecule: messenger RNA, 1554 nt
Organism: Trichobilharzia regenti
Lineage: Eukaryota; Metazoa; Platyhelminthes; Trematoda; Strigeidida; Schistosomatidae
Source: the annotation of a GenBank genome assembly
AUGGAAGCAAAGGCAAACGAUUUUCAUCGGGUUCAUCGAAAGUUACGUAGUGAUGACGACGACAAAUGGGAUUGCAGCGUAUGUACUUAUAUAAACCCUAAGGAGUCAUAUAAAUGCGAAAUUUGUCAUACAAGGAAGGGUACUUCUACGAGGAAACCGCGUCUUAACAAUCAAGUAGUUGAGCAACAGCAGUUAAUUGCUCAAACUAUUCUGAAGGAAAAGGAUGAUGAGCACAAAAAGAAAAGGGAAUCAAAGUGUAAACAAAGCGUAUCAAGCAAUUUUCGUCUUAAACACUUUGAUCGGUCUUCACCCCUACUAUUUGAGAUCUUUGCAAAUGGCUAUAGUGUUAUUAUCACAGAAUUUCAGCCGAAGUCCUCCAAGUCUAAUAGUCGUAGUUUCUCAGAAAGUCCUGCACUUUCUAACUCAUCAUCACAUCAUGGUUUUGGCGUUAAUCCUGGUAAUUUAGCUGAUGAUAUAUCAUCAACAGAUUCAUUGACCAAUGUGCCUAUUACUUCACGACCUCAUCACCUUUCAACUCUUUCAGAGUAUGAAUUUAAUGAUCCUAUGGAUAUCAAACCUCCUAAAAAUACUGAAUAUCCAUUAAAAUCUAAUUUCACUAUAACAAGAUCUGGUCCACCAUCAACUGAAGAACCUUUACGUCCCUGUCGAUCUUAUUCAUCUGCAUCAAGUUCCGUUGGAGGUAACACAUUAAGUCGAGCAAGUUCACCCCACAAUUCAAUUGAUCCUUGCCUCUCUGAUGUUAAAAAAGAGCAAGCUGCUCUUGAAGCUGAACAAGCAGCUCAUGAUGGUGAUGAUGAAUGUGAAGAGGAUGAGAAUAUUCUUAAAGUUCGCUUAUCUAAUGAAUCAAAGCAAUGUUCACCGUCUGGUACAGAACAGUCUAAACGUUCAGUACUACGAAGUGUCUCGCUAAACUCAUCUUGUCCCCCUCAAAAUCGUCGAGGUCAUCGAGGAGGCAGAUUAAGAUGUCCACCUGGUAUAUCGCCUUUAAAACGCAAAAAGCUAACUCGUGGUUCUAGUAGUCGUAAUACGUCAUGUGGUAAUCAGUCGAAAGGAAAAGUAUCAAACGAAUGCAACACAUUAGUACCGCCCAUAAUUUAUCGUUCUUUACGUAAUAAUAGCAAUAAUACUAAUAAUAACACUGAUAAGUGUGCUUUAACUAUUUCCGAUUCCAAAAAGUCCUCCUCAAAAAGAUUUAAAAAAUUACCGCGUCAAUCUGAUGCAAAUUGUAAACCUCAAAAACGUCAACGUUUUGAUGAAUUAUGCGGUAAACCACUUACAGGAAAUGCUUCAAGACAUGAAAAAUGUUCAAAGUGUGCUGUAUUAUCCAGUAAACCACUCAUCUUCCCUGAUGUUGAUGACGAUGAUGGUGAUCAUUAUGCACCAACCAUACAUUCAUCACCAGAUCUUCAUAAAGAAUCUGUAUCCACUGUCGUCGCUACACCCCAGACACGUCCACGUUUAUCAACAGAAUCUAAAAAUACAAGUGCAAUGACAGAUAGCAGUGGAGCUACUGCCUUGGAAAUGUCUAGUUAA